Molecule: messenger RNA, 1689 nt
Organism: Owenia fusiformis
Lineage: Eukaryota; Metazoa; Annelida; Polychaeta; Sabellida; Oweniidae
Source: the annotation of a GenBank genome assembly
GUCAGCCUUUUCCUAUCUUUGAAACGAUGGCGUAUCUCAAGCUAUCAGCAUUGAGCGAUAAGAAGUCCCAUCCUAUAUCUGAAUAUAAAAUAUGGCAUUGUCUACGUGGAAGUCAUUAAGUCAUUUGCAAUAGCAAUGAUGAAGUUUGUCGUCCUAUCCAUCUGUUUGGCUCUUGCCCUCGGGGCACCAAUUGUAGAGAAGGAGGAGACUGUUGAACCAGAACUUACCAUCGAACAGUUGAUGGAUGAGCUUGUAAAAGCAAGGGAAGAAUACUACAAAGCCAUUGAGGCUGAGGCCAACACUCAGUUCGGGAACUUCCCAGAGGAACUCCAAACUAAAAUGAUUGAAGCUAAGUCCAACCUUGAAAAGGUUGUGGCCGAAGUCGGUAAAGUUGCAGAGGAGAUCGAGACUGCUCGUGUUGAGUUCCAAAAUGAAGUGAUUCGUGGUGUAGAGGAGCAAUUCAAUGAGCUACCAGACGUCGUGCAGAACGUUCUCGUUAGCUACAAAAACCUAUAUGAAGCCGUCCUUAUUGAGAUCGUUGGUGAGGAGGAGGAAGAAAAACAGGAGGAUGAAGAGGCUGAUAUGGAAGAGCUGGUGAAAGAAUUGGAGAAUGCCCGUGCUGAAUACAGAAAGGCCGCUGAAGAGGAGGCUCGCAAACAGUUCGAUGAGCUACCAGAGGAAAUGCAAGCAUUGGUCAGAGAAUUGACAACCGAGUACGAAAAGAUUAAAGAUGAGAGAAAGAAGACCAAGGAAGAGUUGAAGAAGUUCCGUGAUGACGCUGACGAAGAACUAUUGAAACAAGUUGAGGCCAUGUUCGAUGAGCUUCCCGAGGUUAUGCAAGACUACCUUCUCGCAUAUAAAGAUGCCUAUGAAAGUGUACUCAGAGAACUGAUCCUUGAGCUUAAUGAGGAGACGCAGCAGCAGGAGGAUGAGUUAGAGGAGAAAGAAGAAGAGAAAGAGAUUACAGAUGAAGAGUUUGUAGAAGAGAUUGAGAAAGCCCGUGUUGCUAUGAUGGAGGCCAUGAAAGAUUCACUGAAUGAGAUGUUUGAUGAGUUACCAGAGUCUCUUCAGGAUUUCAUCAUUGCAGGAACAAAGCUUUACAAAGAGUUCGAGGAAGAAAAGAAGGCAGCCAAGGCUGAACUGAAGAAAGUCCAAAAUGAACUGGAGGAAGAGCUGGUUGUUGAAGUGAACAAGAAGUUUGACGAACUCCCUGAAGUUGUACAGAACGUUCUUAUUGCGGAGAAAGCUCUCUAUGAGGCUGUUGUUGCUGAAGUUCUGGGAGAGGAAUCCCUUGAGCCAGUGGAAUAUGAGGCUGAGGAGAAAGAAGAAGAGAAGGAGAUUACAGAUGAAGAGUUUGUAGAAGAGAUUGAGAAAGCCCGUGUUGCUAUGAUGGAGGCCAUGAAAGAUUCACUGAAUGAGAUGUUUGAUGAGUUACCAGAGUCUCUUCAGGAUUUCAUUGUCGCAGGAACAAAGCUUUACAAAGAGUUCGAGGAAGAGAAGAAGGCAGCCAAGGUUGAACUGAAGAAACUCCAAAAUGAACUGGAGGAAGAGCUGGUUGUUGAAGUGAACAAAAUGUUUGAUGAACUCCCUGAGGUUGUACAGAAUGUUCUUAUGGCAGAGAAAGCUCUAUAUGAGGCUGUUGUUGCUGAAGUUCUGGGAGAACAAUCCCUUGAGCCAGUACUUUAUUAA